Molecule: messenger RNA, 1975 nt
Organism: Aspergillus brunneoviolaceus CBS 621.78
Lineage: Eukaryota; Fungi; Ascomycota; Eurotiomycetes; Eurotiales; Aspergillaceae
Product: DnaJ and TPR domain protein
Exons: 2
Coding region: 241-1806 (521 amino acids)
Biological process (GO): protein folding in endoplasmic reticulum
Cellular component (GO): endoplasmic reticulum
Molecular function (GO): misfolded protein binding; protein-folding chaperone binding
Source: RefSeq, a predicted model, not a curated record
CGCAACAAACAUCUCCAAUAAUAAAUCACCACGGUCAGCGCUGGCUGUUAUCAACAUUCCUGAAAAUAUGUAACCUGCUCUCCGACCAUCAAAAAGGUCAUUCUUACCCGCGUUGCUCCCUGUCACUGGCCGCUUCUUGUCUACGACAUCUUAUAUUGCAUACUAAUAUGAAACCACUUCCAUAACAUCCUACAUUUCCACCGUCCUAUACUCAUCGAUUGGCGUCUCUCCUUUUACAAGAUGUUCGUCUCUCCGGGACUCCUUGCGGUCUUUCUGGCCUUCCUAUCGGUCGUAAAAGGCUGGCAACCCUCUCCAAUAUCUCACGACACUCCACUUUCAUCUUUGAUCGCAUCUGCAAAAACGCAUCUUGCCGGUGGCUCGCCCAGGGACGCUCUGCAGUACUUCGAUGCGGCCAUCUCAAGAGACCCUGCGAACUACCUGGUCCUCUUCCAGAGAGGCGCUGCUUACCUUUCAUUAGGCAAGAACUCUCAGGCUUUAGCCGACUUCGAUCGCGUUCUGCAAUUGAAGCCAGGUUUUGAGAGCGCCCUUCUGCAGCGAUCUCGUCUCAGGGCUAAGUCUGCCGAUUGGGCAGGAGCUUUAGAGGAUCUCGGCGAGGCUGGUAAGGGUUCGUCUCCAGAAUUCAACGAGCUUCAGGAAGCGCACGACUCUGCGCUGCUUGCUCAAGAGGCAGAAAAGCUUGGUUCCUGGGAUGUCUGCGUUAGCCACGCGAACGUAGCCCUCAGCAAAGCAAGCAUGUCUCUGAGCCUUCGACAAACCCGAGCUCAUUGUCGGUUUGAGCGGGGGGAGAUAGAGGAGGGUCUUAGCGACCUCGCACAUGUCUCCCAAAUAUCUCCCGGCUCCUUAGAACCCCAUUUGCAGAUUUCAUCGAUGCUAUUCUACUCCCUUGGUGACUAUGAUCGCGGCAUUUUUCAGAUUCGCAAAUGCCUGCAUUCAGACCCCGACUCGAAAAUCUGCAAUCGUCUCUACCGCAGAGAAAAGAAGCUUCUUAAAAGAAUUCAGACGAUGGAAAGCGCUGCAACUUCUAGAAAAUUCAACAAUGUUGUCAAUCUGCUGGUCGGAGUCGGUGACGAUAGUGGUUUAAUAGUCGAUGUACAGAACGAUGUAAGGCAGGCAAGGGAAGCUGGAUAUAUCCACCCAGCCGCUCCCAAUCGGCUCUAUGCCUCGCUGGUUGAGAAAACCUGCGAGGCCUACCAGGAGAUACAGAUCCGUAAACUAGCGGCCUCCUAUUGUUCUCAGGCGCUAGAUCUGAACCCAUCGUCCUUGGCAGGUCUUCUGUAUAAAGGCCAAGUGGCCAUCGAUGAGGAUCGCUUUGAAGAUGCAAUAAGCGUGCUGAAUGACGCCAAGGAGCAUCAUCCCAAUUCUAAGAAAAUCCAGGACCUGUUACAGAAAGCUCACGUUCUUCAAAAGCGCUCUAGACAAAAGGACUACUAUAAGGUUCUGGGUGUCACACGUGAUGCUGAUGAGCGUACCAUCAAACGUGCAUAUCGGCAGCUAACAAAACAACAUCAUCCCGACAAGGUCAUAUCUCGUGGAGUAUCCAAGGAGGAGGCUGAGAAGAAGAUGGCUGCCAUCAAUGAGGCCUACGAAGUCUUAUCAGAUCCUGAACUAAGAGGACGCUAUGACAACGGCGACGAUCCCAAUGAUCCCGAGUCCCAGAGGGGUAAUCCAUUUCAGUCCGGGCCGUUUGGUAGCGGUCAACAAUUCUUUUUUCAACAAGGGGGCCCCCAAUUCAAAUUCUCCGGGCAGGGUUUCAAUUUUCCCGGCGGUGGCUUCCCUUUUCGUUGACAACGGAAGGUUGUAUUUGAUGUCGAUGGACCUACUCGUCUCGCUAUCUUCCAUCACUGUCUCUCGUUACGUAGCUGUUUUUCCCUUGUAUCAUAUAUAUCGCCGCCUUGUGAUCCGGAGAUAGUUUUUCCUUUGAAAAUUCCAGGCAUACAUUCAAGGUAAUUUUCAU